Messenger RNA from Myripristis murdjan (pinecone soldierfish), 1963 nucleotides. It is a transcript of the gene chic1, whose product is annotated as cysteine-rich hydrophobic domain 1. The transcript is spliced from 6 exons. The record is from RefSeq and is a predicted model, not a curated record. The coding region runs from base 30 to 554 and encodes 174 amino acids. Lineage: Eukaryota; Metazoa; Chordata; Actinopteri; Holocentriformes; Holocentridae.
UGUGCGUGCGCAGCCUGGCAGGAGACGUCAUGAGCGUCUUACUCCCCAACAUGGCGGACUUUGAUACCAUUUAUGAGUUAGAAGACGAAGAUGAUGAGCAUGUAGUGAGUGAGGAACACUUGCCCAGAUACUGCCCCGAGCCCGUGGUCAUGCGAGGGGCCGGGCACAUCACCGUGUUUGGACUGAGCAACAAAUUUGAUACAGAAUUUCCCUCUGUUCUCACGGGAAAGGUAGCACCAGAGGAGUUCAAAACCAGCAUCAGUAGAGUGAAUGCUUGUUUGAAGAAGAACUUGCCUGUCAAUGUGAAGUGGCUUCUUUGCGGCUGCCUGUGUUGUUGCUGUACAGUAGGCUGCAGUCUAUGGCCCGUUAUCUGCCUCAACAAGAGAACAAGAAGGUCUAUUCAGAAGUUGUUAGAGUGGGAAAAUAACCGAUUAUAUCACAAGCUGGGGCUGCACUGGAAACUCAGUAAAAGAAAAUGUGAAAGCAGCAAUAUGAUGGAAUAUGUGAUUCUUAUAGAAUUUCUACCCAAAUAUCCUAUAUUCCGACCAGACUGAGGCGGCUGUUAGGAGACUGGACGUGUGGCCCUUGAAUCUUAUCCUUAGUGCCUUGUAUAUAUGUUGGAAUAAGGGUCUGCACUGGUGUCUUGUGAUGACCCUGUACAUCUCCCAGUACCUUGUACAUUAGAAUUUGCAACACUGUCACUUUGCUUUAGAGCAGAUUUUGCACAUUUCCUGACAAAAAUAGACAUGUUCCCUUUGUUGCACUUUUUUAUUUUUUAUUUUUUGGUUACAUGUGACAAACAAGUGAAAAUCUUAACUCUCAAAAAGUGCAUUUACCCCAAAGAACCAUCAACCUGUAUCCCAUCUGUUGUAUGAUUAAUCCCUUGCAAAGAAUUUGAUGCCUCCAACUUCCUUAACUAUCCUUGCCUUAUUAUAUCAUUUUAACUCUACAUGUAACAGGAGGAGGAAGGCAUUGGGUUGGUCAUAGGUUCAGAUGCUGUUUAUUGGGUUGCCGCUGUUUUGAUUCUAGUUCUUUGCAAGUAGAUGGGAUGGUUGAAAUCGCCUACCGUACAGUGUACAUCAUCACCCUGUGUUUUUCUUUUCUUUAGAAUUGACCCUCUGUACAUGGGAACUAGCUAGAAAAAAAGAACUUGACUUGUAAAUACCAUGUUAGGAUAAACUGUACAGUGGUAUACCAUUGUUUACAUAAAGUUACUUAGCUCUUUAGUUUGUUUUGCCAAUAUAUUGCUGUACCAUAGUUUUGUUUUAUGGAAGAUGUCUAUGUACCUUUCCAGUUUAUAUGGACCUGUUUACCUAGUAAGCCAUAUAGUUACAAUGUAUGUGAUGCCAGAGGUAGGACUGAUUAUUGCACUUGAGCCCAGCAAAGUGUCAGGAUUUCAGACUAAAGUGUUAACCUGAAGCCCUGAAAAUAUUCAUACAAUGACAAUAGCAGUGCAUAUUACCAUGUGGUGUUUGCCAAUGAAGAAGAUGACACUCUAUUAUGUCAUCGGUUUUAAACUGGAGAUGGCUGCAUCUCUGAGGUGUUACUGGAAGGCAAUUUGAACUCUGCACUUCCACGCUCAUUUAUUUUGUCAAUCAUUUUAUCACAGCUUUGAAUUCAUUUGAUAGUUUUUGUAAUUCACUGUGUUCUCCUGAUGUGUUACUAAGCACAUAACACCCACAGGUCAUGGCAUACCGAGCUGAAGCUUCCUUUGUUUUACUCAUCCUGUCCAGUGUUAGUAUUAUUUUGCUGAAUCUUAGUCAAGAGAUUGCUGCAAUUUAUUGCAUUAGAGUGCCUCUGGAAAAGUAGGUGAACCACAGAGAAGUACAGGUUGAAAUCUGUUCACUUGUACAAAGGAGAUUUUAAAUCCUCCUCCCAGUAUUGUCCCUGUUACAAUUCUUGUAAAUGUUUGUCAUGAUGACCUAAUCCCAGUGGAGAGAGGAAAUAAAUUGUUGAUUUUGAA